Messenger RNA from Puccinia triticina, 774 nucleotides. RefSeq lists its product as uncharacterized. Bases 1 to 774 code for a protein of 257 amino acids. Lineage: Eukaryota; Fungi; Basidiomycota; Pucciniomycetes; Pucciniales; Pucciniaceae. Gene Ontology annotation, biological process: mannose metabolic process; GDP-mannose biosynthetic process; protein N-linked glycosylation. Gene Ontology annotation, molecular function: phosphomannomutase activity. The transcript is spliced from 8 exons. Gene Ontology annotation, cellular component: cytosol. The record is from RefSeq and is a predicted model, not a curated record.
AUGGCUACCGAAUUCUCCUCUCGUCCACUGGCUACGACAUUAGUCCUUUUCGAUGUCGAUGGCACUCUCACGCCCGCCCGUCGGUCGGCCUCCCCAGAGAUCCUCAAGACCCUGGAGGACUUGCGAAAGAAAGCUGUGAUCGGCUUCGUCGGGGGCUCCGACCUGGUCAAGAUCCGAGAACAACUCGAAGUAACACCAAAUGCCAACGCUUUGGAAAACUUCGAUUACUGCUUCGCCGAGAAUGGUUUGACCGCUUACCAAUCUGGUAAGGUCUUGGAGAGCCAAAGCUUCAUCAAGCAUCUCGGUGAGGAUAAAUACAAAAAAUUGGUCAACUUCUGUUUGAGAGAGAUCAGUGAAUUGGAUAUCCCAAUCAAGAGGGGUACCUUCAUCGAGUUUCGGAAUGGAAUGAUCAACGUCUCACCUAUAGGAAGAAAUGCAUCUGUUUCCGAACGAGACGAAUUUGAGAAGUAUGAUAAGCAAACUCAAGUACGAGCGAAGCUAGUUGAGAAGCUAAAAAAAGAGUUUGCCGACUACGGAUUAACGUUUUCGAUUGGCGGCCAAAUUUCCUUCGAUGUAUUUCCCACCGGAUGGGAUAAAACUUACGCCUUGAGACACGUCGAGAAGGCCGGAUUCAAGGAGAUCCAUUUCUUUGGUGACAAGACCUACAAAGGCGGGAACGACCAUGAAAUAUAUGAGGACCCUAGGACCAUCGGCCAUCCCGUCACUUGUCCUGAAGACACUAUCAAACUCUUGAAAGAACUUUUCGAUAUCUGA